Messenger RNA from Microplitis mediator, 3215 nucleotides. RefSeq lists its product as uncharacterized. Lineage: Eukaryota; Metazoa; Arthropoda; Insecta; Hymenoptera; Braconidae. The transcript has 6 exons. The coding region runs from base 732 to 2900 and encodes 722 amino acids. The record is from RefSeq and is a predicted model, not a curated record.
AUCUCCAAGACGCACAAGAAUUCAGUUUGUUGGCAGUAUCAAUGUAUAAAGAAGACACAGGACACACUGACUAUAACUGUCUGUAAGAAAUAAAAACGAGUAGGGUAUUUUGCCGAAUGAAUUUAAAGUGAGAAAGAAUAAAAGAGGGGAGACCUUUGAUCAGCAGUUAAUAUCACGAUUCGCGCCAAUAUUAUUCCAAAACUUACGAAAAGAAACGAAGGCAUACGAUUUCUGGAAGCGGGUGAAUUUAAAUUCAAUUUUUUAAAACUGCAAUUUAUAGUAUUUUGUAAACUAGUGUUAUAAGAUUUAUUUUGUUUUUGUUGAUUUAAUUUGAUUUAAUGAUGUAAAUAAUUUUAAAAAUUUAUAUAACUUGUGAAUUUGAAAAAAAAUUUUUGGAGUUAUUUUUAAAAGCAUCAAUCGUAGAGUGACACAAUUUUAACUGGAUUGUUAUGCAGAAGUCUCGAGUCUUUCUUUGCUGCUGCGCAGGUUUAUUUCCCCCUAGUUGUCUCUAUUAGUCUGCUUAGCUCCUUAUUAGAACUUGCUAUGUCCAGUCACGCUAACAUAAACGCGCGGCAAAGGUUCUUCAAAGAAUAAAAAACAAAAACAUAAAAAUUAUAUAUAAAUAUACAUGUGUAUACUGUACUUUAAUAAAGAAGUAACUUAUUAGUGCUAAAAAUUUGUCUUCUAAUAUUUCAUUUCACGCAAACUGACUUUACAUCAGCGAUUAUGCUAUGGGUGAAAGAAAGCGCGAACGUAUUCCAAAAAGACGUAGGUCUUUAUUGCGGGGGACUCAAAAGUCCUCCUCAGACUCUGAGGUAGUCCCGUCAAAAUUCAAAGACAGCAAGACCAGGGCUCGAGAUUUACUGCCAUGGCCAAAAGCUCUCGAGACUCUCACGGUCGACGAACUCGCACGCUACAGACGCAGGCGAGUACCAGAUAGUCCGAAGGACACCUUGGGAUCUCGUAACCAUGGAGAUAAAGACAAUGAAUUCGAAAAUCUUUCUACGGAGUACAGGAGAGCUUUUAGAGCUACCAGUGAAGAGUCACUGCUGAGAGUCGACGAUUUGAGAACUUGUGCUCAAGAUUUUGGUGGUGGUUUCUCUAUUGAGACAAUAAAAAACCCGGAAAUUAAUGCCAAUGACAAGUCCAUGGAGGCUAUUGAUAUUUCUAGGGUUCCUGAUCUGUCAAGACCUUCACCGAUUCGAAGAGACACUAGUUUGAAACCCGGCGGUACAUUUUAUACGGACACGGAAUCAGCAAACUACAAAAUAUAUGAGGGUAUCCAUCGUGCGGAACUGGCACGUCGGCCGACUUCUUUGAAGAUGGAGGGAGACAUGCGGACUGUCACGGAGCAGUGUGAGAAGUUCAUCGAGUGGUUGAACGUCAGUAGACCUGAGCUCGCACGUAUUCCAACUAAUCUAAAGCUGGAGGGACAAUUUGAAACGUCUACGGAGAAUCAUGACCAGUAUGUGCCAUUUGUUGGGGCUAGAAGACCGGAAAUACUUCGUCAAAAAGCUCAUCUAAAACUCGAGGGAGAGUCUAAUUUUGUUCCCGAGUACACCGCUGUUUUUAAACCUCAUGCUGCUCAAGCCAAAAGAUCUUUAAAAGUGCCCGAGUCACAUUUAAAGUCUGGAGGAGACUUCAGUGGAAGGACUGAAAACUACCAAAAUUUUGUUGAUCCGCGAGGUGCUGUUCCUAUAGAACAGAGUCACAAUAAUGUUAUCGAUCAUAUUGAAGAGUCGAAACAAGAAUUGGAACGGAAGAAAGAACAAGACAUAAAGAUGUUGGUGUCCAAGCUAGAGGAUCUCAAAGGACCACCUCUUGGAGUUCCUGAAUACAAAGAUGCUUAUAAGGAUUUUCCUAGAGAACGACCAAAAUUAUUAAAACCCGAAGAUGAAAUUGGUCGCGCAGAUGGUUCUAAAGUCAAUUCACUAAAUAGUGCAGGAAAAUUCCCAACGAAAAUUGACCAGGAUCCUGAAUACAAGUCCAAGUAUAUCGACAGAGAUCGUCCAAUUUAUCGUAAGCCACCUUUAUCCCGACGACCAUCCAUAGGUUCGUCAGGUUUCAACAGACGUUUAGUCCCAGAUUUACGACAAUACCAUCCAACAAGUGAAGUUAGAUCCCAGUAUGUGUCUUACGGUAAUAUACCGCGAACAGAAACCCUUAGAAUGCCGGUUAAUUUACGUCCCGAGGGUGAUAUGGAUCUUCAACCGGAAUAUCGUGAUGCCUAUUGUACAAAAAGAGACUAUGCAGUGACUGAUAUCAAGCAUCGGCAUCGUGAUCGCAGUCUCACUGAUUUUCGUAGACAUGAAAAUAAUUGGCUUGGCAAUAAUAAUGAUGAUCAACUAGGUGUAGGGUAUAAUGAACAUGAUCAGAAUGCCUUCCAAGUGCUGAACUCGCGAGUCGAAGAUGAAAGUAUCGUUGAUAAACCACCUCCAGGAGGCAGAAGAGGAUCUAGAGGAUCAAUACAAAUCUCGAGACCAACUGGACUGGACAUUAAUUCAUCAGCAACAGAAAACCGAUCACCAAGUCCUACAUAUCGUCUCCAUGUCUGCAACGUAGAUGACGAACCGCGAGGGUUUCGACGACGACGACGUUCAUCUCUUCAACACAAACCCCCAAGUCCACCACAAGUUACGGAGCUAGAUGACACACGACCCUACUCUCCGAGCUUCGGGAAGGAAUCGAAAAAUUCAAAUGAUAGCAAUAAUCAAGCUUUCGUUGUUCUUGACAAUACUACGGCGGCAUCGAGAGCCAAUCGAGCAACAGAAAGCAGUAGAAAACGUUUUAACAGAAAUUAUAAUUAUGAAAGUAAUGUUGGUGAGUCUAGAAGAAGAGCUAGGAACAAAACGCCGUCCAACUGGAUGCCUCCGUGGUACGAUAACACCAGUACCAUGUAAAAAACUUUUAGAAGUGCCUUAUAAAUAUAUCUGGUCAUUGAUAUUUACUUUAUACUUAUCAAUUUAAUUUGUAACAAAUUUAAAUAAAAAAUAGAUAAAUAUCUUAUGGCUCAUAUGUAAAAUUAAAUAUAUAGAUACAGAUAUAUUAUUUAUAUAUUGAAUUAUUUUAAUUGUUACCUUUUAUCAUCUGCGUAAAGAUUAAUAAUACUGAAGUUAGCCGACGUCUGAUAUUGGAUUUUUUUAAAAACGAUAAAUUAUUGAAAAAAAAAUAUUCAAAAAAAUUCCACUUAGAGUUUUUUCAAUUUUCUACAUCUG